Messenger RNA from Symbiodinium natans, 1101 nucleotides. NCBI's taxonomy places the organism in Eukaryota, Dinophyceae, Suessiales, Symbiodiniaceae. The record is from the annotation of a GenBank genome assembly.
AUGGUGAAGUUGGAAAGCUCUUGUGACAAGUAUCCUCGCGUUCUUGAGCGGAUUCUCUCGGAUGCAGAUGUUGAGCACUUCAAGCACCUCUUCGCAGAGCUUACUGAAAAGGAGUGGCUGCAGCGAGAAGCCCAGGCCAAGGCUGCGGGAACCCAGGCUCCGCCCAGGCGGCUCACGUACUUCAGCUUGAUGAAGCGUCUGCAGAGCACGCCGCGAGAUGAGCGACUGGUGGCAAUCCUGGAGAAGAUCUGCAAGCGGGUGGAUUCCGUCUUUGGGCCUGGCUUUGUGAUUGCCCAGGACUUUUGGUCCUGGCGCGCACCCGAUGCUGUAGCCGCUGAGCGCGUCCACAUGGACGCAGACUUCUGGAUGACGGGCGCCACUGACGGUUUCAACCUAUGGUUUCUGUUGGACCACAAGGACAUGGCGCACAGCUUCGACAUCUAUACUAAGGAAGAGAAUCCGGAGUUGUACAAAAGCGUGCAGCUCCCACAUCGGCCUACUUCACUCAUCCCUCUCCAAGGCAUGAAGAAUCCUGGCUCAUCGCCGUGCUUCCUUUACUGGGAACCUCUGAGGUUUUGGCCCGUGCUCUUCGAGGGAUCGAGCGCGCUGGCGCGUGAUUUCGGGAUGGUUUUCUCUAUCUUGUCGACUUGGUGGCUCCAGAAGGCGCUGGUCUGUGCCAGGGCAGCUCAUCGGCGGCUCCCGUUCUCGGUGUUUCGAGUACUCAUGGCCCUCACAGGCUGGUUGGGAAACCUCGCGCUGUUGCCUCGUGGCAUCGAGCUCCGAACAAGGAAGUUCCCUAUGAGCGUUGGCGAUGCACUGGUGGUGCGCCAGGACGAGCUUCAUGUCUCGGACCAGGACAGGCUGGAGGAUGGCCAGUUCCGUUUGGCAGUGGGAUUGAAGUUCAUGAACCAACACCACAAGGUAUGGAAGUACCCCUUCCUUGGCCCAGCGGGCAAAAGUCGCAGGCAAUACCCUGCGCUGCGCCUACCUUGGGGCAGGUCCUUGAAAGAUGUUUACCGCCAGCACGGCUUGGACAUGAGCACGUACCCUGAGUCCUGGCUACGGGGGCUCUUCGCGUCGUUUUCCUUUCGCCAGGCGUAG